AUGUUGUCACCCGACGCCGUGGUGCUGCACAGUAGUGACGACGGCGUGUCGAUGAACAUGGAACGGCGCCAGGACAGAUGCCAGUCUGCAAGCCCCCUCAACCUCGACUUCCUGAUCAUGCCGACAGAUGCAACAUCCUGCCACGACGACAUGAACAAAUUGGCAGCUAACUCUUGGACGACGCCAUCCAAAACAUGUCCCGCGAACACGGGCGCAGCCGCAGAAUGGAACUGGGGUGAUGCUUCGUUCGACGUCCCCGGGCCCCCGUCGCAUCAAACCACUCAGCUGCAGCAACAUGUGAACAAAGAAUUGGACCUUGCGGAGGCAGCCCCAGACGCUGUCCCCUUACCACUACUCUCGCUUCCGGAGGCCACCAUGGUGCAGAAGACGUCCAACUUGUCAGAUCAUCUCCAAUACAUCUGCGACCUGGUCCAGCUGAGCUCGCUGCCUUCCAGAUACACCAGUGGCCCCUAUAUCAUGAACGACCUGCUCCAUGCGCUCUUUCACGUUGCCUGGCCCUUCAUGGGCUACUGGGUGACCUGGACCAACUCAUGUGGGCUUAUUGCGCCGAUCAUGUGGUGGCAAGCGACGCGAACGGAAGCGGCGCGCAUGGCCAUUGCGCCCAUCUACAGACCCACGCUCAUGCAGAUGAUGACCCCGUGUUAUCCCAAGGUCAUUGACUGGGUGCCUCAUGCGGCUCUCCGGGACAGCUUGAUCAGUACCUACAUGACCUACGACUUGGAUACCAUGGUUUGUCAUCUCACCGAGGCUUACGUCCGGGAACCGGGUUUCGGCGAGUCGUCAACCACCGGAUUCAAUGUCAUGGAUUUUGUGUUGAACACGCUGGAUUCCGGCCACGGAGCGAGCGGCUCCACGAUGUCGCGGCCGGGCUUUCUCUUCGCCUAUCCAACGACUGCGGCGUCGACGGCGUGCAGCCACUCCACACCGCCGACUGACAGCCAAAUGCAUCGGUUCAAGAUCGAUCCCUCCUUUGUCGCCAAAUACCCGCGUCUGUACCACCCCUCCGCGGUGGCCAAACAGACAAUCGCUCGUCCGGCGGGAGUGCCCAAACUUGCGCCGCCUUCUCCUCUGAACCCGGCCGCCAUGCAGGUGUAUCUUAACCUCCUUCUACAAAACAAGUCAUAG
Molecule: messenger RNA, 1146 nt
Organism: Cladophialophora yegresii CBS 114405
Lineage: Eukaryota; Fungi; Ascomycota; Eurotiomycetes; Chaetothyriales; Herpotrichiellaceae
Exons: 2
Coding region: 1-1146 (381 amino acids)
Source: RefSeq, a predicted model, not a curated record